Molecule: messenger RNA, 1122 nt
Organism: Mixia osmundae IAM 14324
Lineage: Eukaryota; Fungi; Basidiomycota; Mixiomycetes; Mixiales; Mixiaceae
Exons: 5
Coding region: 1-1122 (373 amino acids)
Cellular component (GO): cytoplasm
Molecular function (GO): cysteine synthase activity
Source: RefSeq, a predicted model, not a curated record
AUGCUACGACAGGCCUCGCGAGCGAGCACGGCACUCACGAGGAGCGCAAUGGCGAGUGAAGGCAGUUUUGCAUCACGGCGCUUGCUCGCGACCCAUCGAACGGUCGAGGGUUUCGUUGGCGCACUCGGCAAUACUCCUCUGAUCAGGAUAACAAGGCUAUCGGACGAGCUGGGGUGUCAUAUCUUGGGCAAGGCGGAGUUUCAGAACCCGGGCGGCAGCGUCAAAGACCGUGCAGCUCUUUAUGUCGUCAAGCAUGCAGAGGACGCGGGGACGCUGAGGCCGGGAGGUACAGUCGUAGAAGGCACGGCGGGUAAUACCGGUAUCGGACUGGCGCAUGUCUGUCGUUCGAAAGGCUACCGACUCGUCAUCUUUAUGCCAAACACGCAGAGCCAGGAGAAGAUCGACUUGCUGCGCAUGCUCGGCGCCGAGGUCUAUCCUGUGCCGGCAGUAGCUUACGACAAUCCAGAAAACUUCAAUCAUCAGGCGAAACGCUACGCAGAGAAGCUCGACAAUGCAGUUUACACGGAUCAAUUCGAUAAUGUUGCGAAUCGUCAGGCGCACAUCGAGACGACAGGCCCAGAGAUCUGGGAGCAGACUGAUGGCGGCAAAUUAGACGGCUUCACUUGCUCGUCAGGCACAGGCGGCACCCUUGCCGGCGUCACUAGAUACCUCAAAGACAAGAGCAACGGCCGCAUCAAGUGCUACCUCGCAGAUCCGCCAGGCAGCGUGCUGUACAGCUACAUCAAGAGUGGCGGCAAGCUGAAGGAACGAGAAGGCGGUAGCAUCACUGAAGGCAUUGGACAAGGACGUGUGACGAACAAUAUGGCAAAUGAGAUUUCAGAGAUGGACGACGCGCUACUGAUACCAGACGAAGCGACGAUCAAGAUGGUCUACAAACUACUAGACGAAGAGGGGCUCUAUCUCGGUGCAUCUGCAGCGCUCAACGUCGUUGCCGCUGCAGAAAUGGCCAAGAAGCUCGGCAAAGGCAGCACAGUCGUCACCAUCCUGUGCGAUGGCGCCUAUCGCUACCAGACCAGGCUCUUCAGCAAGAAGUGGCUACACGAGAAGAAGCUCUACGACGCUGUGCCUCAGCAUCUGCAGAAAUAUGUCAUACUGGAUUAG